Molecule: messenger RNA, 1143 nt
Organism: Aureobasidium melanogenum CBS 110374
Lineage: Eukaryota; Fungi; Ascomycota; Dothideomycetes; Dothideales; Saccotheciaceae
Exons: 1
Coding region: 1-1143 (380 amino acids)
Source: RefSeq, a predicted model, not a curated record
AUGGGUGGCCGAACUUUUCCUGACCUUCAUGUCCCUCGUAUGAACCGCCAGGUCUACGAAAAGGUCAAACAAACUGCCAUGAAGAUCUUGUCGAAACGGUUUGUCAACACCACCACCAUACCCGAGGCUCCUGAAAAACUGGAUUUUGGUGAUGUCGACUUCGUCAUCGAAUUAUCACCGUCUACGCCGUUGCCCCUUCAGCAAGUGGCUCUCGAUCUGGGAGCAAAAACCGUCAAAAAUAACCAUCCAACCUACUCUUUUGCUGUCCCUCAUGAGAACACGGAUGCAGGAGUCCAAGCUUUCGCCCAAGUCGAUAUUCAGGUCUGCCCCCCAGGUGAUCUCGCGUGGACAACAUUCCUGCAUGGCUAUGGCGACCUUGGCUCUAUACUCGGUACCUUCAACCACGGGAAUGGCUUUACGUCUAAGAACGACGGAUUCUUUGUCCGCAUCAAAGAACAAGAGGCACAGAAUUGGUCUGCAAGCCAGGUCUUCUUGAGCAAGAACCCAGACUUGGUCAUGGAUUUUCUGGGCCUCGACAAGCACAAAUUUUACCGCGGCUUUGAGUCGGAACGCCAACUCUUUGAUUGGGCCGUGAGCUCCAGACUCUUCAAUCGCAAGUUGAUUGAGAAGAGAAGAGACAAUUCUGAAAUGCGAAGUCGAAUGGAGAAACGUCCAAUGUUCCGCCGCUUCAUGUCUCAAUACCUGCCGUCUAUGCCAGAUGUCGUUGCUGGCCCUCUCGAGACGCGAGACGCUCAUACCGACGCCGCCUUGGUGUUCUUCAACAAAGCAGAUGACUUCAACAGUCGUCGCGCCAAGGUACUCAUUGGAAACGCAGAAGACCAUGCAUGGUACAUAAUCAAGACUACAGUACUCACACCACUCGCCAAGCUAGAGGCGAAGAGAUUAAAUGAGGUUGUGAGAGCCCUCAAAAGGUUCGUUGGCUUCAAGGGUGGUGAGCCGUACAUUUGCGACGAGCCAGAGAUGGAUGCUGAGUGUCAAGCUCGUUUCGCGUUUUACAUUACUCAAGCAGAUGAGGUGAUGCCUAAGUUGCGUGACUGGGUUCUUCGAAACUGGGAAGAGGUCAAGAGACGGGAAAGACAGAGAGCCAAAGGUAGUAGAAGAGCAGAGGCUCAGAAAGGAUGA